This is a messenger RNA of Doryrhamphus excisus (bluestripe pipefish), 2722 nucleotides long. It is a transcript of the gene tm9sf5, whose product is annotated as transmembrane 9 superfamily protein member 5. Gene Ontology annotation, cellular component: membrane. Gene Ontology annotation, biological process: protein localization to membrane. The record is from RefSeq and is a predicted model, not a curated record. NCBI's taxonomy places the organism in Eukaryota, Metazoa, Chordata, Actinopteri, Syngnathiformes, Syngnathidae.
GGAUCGAUCCGCCCACUUCUUCCAAGCAGGCAGACAGCAAAGCAACGCCAAGGAAAGCGUUGGUUGACGGUGCUGCGUUUGGAAGCUGCGUAACAAGCUCGUCCUCUUUAUACAGGAAAAGACUAGAAAUUUAACGCAGGGAUAAAUUUGGCGACCGGAGAAUAAGAUGAGAAGGCGAAUAGAGUUGGCUUUGGGGCUACUUUGCUUGCUAGUUUCCCAUUUGUGUCCAUGCUCGGCGUUCUAUCUUCCGGGUUUAGCCCCUGUUAGCUUUUGCGAAGAAGGCAAAGGGGGAGAAGAUUGCCAGACCGAGAUCCAGCUGUUUGUCAAUCGCUUGGAUUCAGUGGAGUCAGUCUUGCCUUAUGAAUACGACGUCUUUGACUUUUGCAAGGAUGCAAAGGAAAUGAGGCCUUCUGAGAAUCUUGGACAGGUGUUGUUUGGAGAACGCAUCGAGUCUUCGCGGUACAAGUUCAACUUCAAACAAGAUGUCAAGUGCAAGCCUGUGUGCACAAAGACCUACAAGAAGGAGAGCCAAGAGGACGUAACCAAGCUGGACUUCCUUAAGAUGGGAAUGCAGCUCAACUAUCAGCACCACUGGAUUGUUGACAACAUGCCGGUCACGUGGUGUUAUGAUGUGGAAGAUAAUCAGAAAUACUGCAACCCGGGCUUCCCUAUUGGCUGCCUGGUUACCAGUGAAGGCAGACCUAAGGAUGCUUGUGUCAUUAAUGCCGAGUUCAACAAGAAGAACACAUUUUACGUGUUCAACCACGUAGACAUCAAGAUCACUUACCACAGUGGGGAGGCAGAUGGAUGGAGAGGAGCUCGGCUGGUUGCUGCCACCCUGGAGCCUAAGAGCAUCAAACACCCAGAUGAGAACAACCCAAACUGUGAAGGUGGCACCCCGAUGGAGGUACCUGGCCAGUUUGACAGCGAUGUCUCCAUCGUUUAUAGCUACUCUGUCACUUUUGAGGAAAACAAUAAAAUCAAGUGGGCUUCCCGGUGGGACUACAUCCUGGUCUCGAUGCCCCACACAAACAUCCAGUGGUUUAGCAUCAUGAACUCCUUGGUCAUCGUCCUUUUCUUGUCUGGCAUGGUUGCUAUGAUCAUGCUGAGAACGCUGCACAAGGACAUCGCCAGAUACAACCAGGUGGACCAGGAAGACGCCCAGGAGGAGUCUGGGUGGAAGCAGGUGCAUGGGGAUGUGUUCCGGCCACCCAGGAAAGGCAUGCUGCUUUCCAUAUUCCUCGGACAGGGAACACAGAUCUUCAUCAUGACCUUCAUCACGCUGUUCCUGGCCUGCCUGGGCUUCUUGUCCCCAGCCAACAGGGGCGCCCUGAUGACGUGCGCCGUGGUCCUCUGGGUCUUGCUGGGCACCCCUGCUGGCUACGUGUCGGCACGCCUUUACAAAACUUUUGGCGGUGAGAAGUGGAAGACAAACGUCCUGUUGACAGCGCUCUUGUGCCCGGGGAUUGUGUUUGCCGACUUCUUUCUGAUGAACCUGAUCCUUUGGGUGGAGGGAUCCUCGGCAGCCAUCCCCUUCGGGACCCUGGUGGCAAUCCUGGCCCUGUGGUUUGGAAUUUCCGUGCCGCUCACCUUCAUCGGUGCCUACUUUGGCUUCAAGAAGGCAGCAAUCGAGCAACCGGUGAGAACCAAUCAAAUCCCUCGUCAAAUUCCCGAGCAGUCGUUCUUCACCAAGCCCAUCCCUGGAAUAGUCAUGGGGGGCAUCCUGCCCUUUGGAUGCAUCUUCAUCCAGCUCUUCUUCAUCCUCAACAGCAUUUGGUCCCAUCAGAUGUACUACAUGUUUGGCUUCCUCUUCCUGGUUUUCAUCAUUCUGCUCAUCACGUGCUCAGAGGCCACCAUUCUGCUCUGCUACUUCCACUUGUGUGCUGAGGACUAUCACUGGUGGUGGCGUUCCUUCCUGACCAGCGGCUUCACUGCUGUCUACCUCUUCAUAUACGCAGUGCAUUAUUUCUUCUCCAAGCUGCAAAUCAUCGGCGCGGCCAGCACCUUCCUCUACUUUGGAUAUACCAUGAUCAUGGUCCUCAUCUUCUUCCUCUUCACAGGUACAAUCGGCUUCUUUGCAUGCUUCUGGUUUGUAAAUAAGAUCUACAGCGUGGUCAAGGUGGACUAGACGACAAAUGGAGUGAGAGUCAGACUUGAGUGGAAGCUGUCAGAUGGCCGCCCCUCCUCCGAGGCGUGGGUGUGUCAUCCAUGUGUUUUGAAGGACCAGAAGUGAGACAUCAUUAAAUCACAAGACCCAAGAGCCGAGCCCGUCCUCUUUCUGUGCUUUAAACCUCUCUUGCUCUUUUUAAAUGUUUUUUUCUCCCAGCGUUCACUUGACCCGAUCAUCUUCUUGUCUUAGUGAACAGAUUGUUUUGGUGGCUUGUUUUUUGAAAGGUAAUGUCUAUUUAGAUUUUCUAUUCCAUUACAUGUCAAAUGUUGGGGCUUUUCUUUGGACUGUGAAGAUGGGAGAAAAGCUAAGCGCUUGUACAUAUAUUGUAUAGAUGCAAAGAAGGCUUUUAGCUACAGAUUGGCCUUGCAAUCCUGGACGAUAUCAGCGUGUAAUUGUAGGGGAGACAUUUUCUAUGUCAACAUUGAAUCCAGUGGGAGGGGGUUGUUUAUUACGGCAUGUUCCAAAUUCACUGCUGAUUAUAAGUGCAUUGUUUGCAACACUGUUGUCACUCCAUCUGAUGUUUAGCAAAUAUAUAAUAUGAAUGUAUUUCUA